Porites evermanni is the source of this 2661-nucleotide messenger RNA. Lineage: Eukaryota; Metazoa; Cnidaria; Anthozoa; Scleractinia; Poritidae. The record is from the annotation of a GenBank genome assembly.
AUGAAUAGAUGUUUGCAAAUAAGUGCGAGGGUCGACACACGACCAAGAAUUUUUCCCACGGUGCGAACUAUAAAAAGAAUAUUAGCAGACGCGCGCCGUUUCCCGGUAUUAUGGCCCAAGGUCGGAUUGAAGCGUGCCAAAGUGUUCUACUCUCACACAUAUGAACGCACAGCACGCGUACACUUGGCAACGAUCAUGGACGUUUUGAAAACUUCUCUUGCAUCUCAAAGAAACUCGAAAAAGGAGAUGAAAAAGGUAUUUGGGCUACAUUAUGUUUUUUAAAAAAUGAGACUUUCUUUCCUUUCGACAGAAGAUUUAUCAUUAUUAGACAUGUUUUAUGUUCUUUUAAAACAUAGUUUCGAGAUAAUUCCAGGGAGAUAAAACGUUAAAGCUGUUGAUAAAACUGGAUUUUUUUUUCUCGCUUUGUUAUUAUUAUUUUUUUGCUUAGAGGGAAAUAAACGUUAUCGAAGGAGGGAAAUACUUUUGAACGGGUUACAUGGAAGAAUGAAAACAAUUACUUUAUAAUAAAACUUUAUUUUUUUAUUGAUAAUAUUAAUUUUAUUAUUUUUCCUUCUCUUUCUCUCUCUAGUCCAAGAAACCAUUAAUGGAGAAGAUGCGACGGGCUAGAAUUAACGACAGUUUAAAUGAGCUAAAAUGUCUGGUGUUGGAGGCAAUGAAAAAGGACGUAAGUGACAAUUGCUGUGUAGUGUGAAGGGUUGUAAACCAUUGGUUUAGAGAAAAGUUGGAUAUUUACAUAUUUGCUUUACUGGUAAAUGUGCCUUAAAUUCGAUAACGCGGGAAUUCGGGUCCAAAGAGGCUAGCUAAUUAGAUAUUUAUCUCAAAUGGUAGCAAGGAGAACACCGUCUAUGGUGAUAUUAUUACAGUGUAUUUUCUUCUUUUAUCAUUCCACUAUGGGAAUUUCAUUUUAAACCUCCUGUCGAGUCGGGCUUUAGUUGUCGUGUAGGAGAGGAGGUUUCAGGGUACAUACCAUAGAAAUGACCCGUUCAAGGGGUCGUGGAACUUCCAAUUCAAGGAAGAAAUAUUUUUCCUCUCGUUUGGGCAAUUUGAUUCAGGAUUAUGUCUGCUUUUUUAGGCUUCUAGGUACUCCAAGAUGGAGAAGGCUGACAUAUUGGAGAUGACUGUAAAAUACUUGCGUUCUCUCAACACAGAGAGGCCCCCGUUUCUCAUGCAACAACAAGGUAUAGAAAAAUAAAUAUAUUGAUUCACAGUCACUCUAUCACCUUCACGAUCCAAUGGUCAGGAUAGCGUUGUCAGUGAUCCGUUUGGCGUAAAUUGCCUUGUUUUUACUCGCAGUAUGUGGUAAUAUUGUAUUCUUUUUUUUUUCUGUCAUAAACAUACAACAUAAAGAAAUGUAGAUUUGCGCUGAGAGAAUUUUCGCACUCUAGAACUGACUUCUUAUUUUUACAAACCACCUUCUUAUUAAUGAAGUUCUAAUGGCCUUUCAACGCCAAACGGAUAAGACAGUAGCGUGUUGUAAAUUGUCUUGGCCUUUGUUUGGCGAUGAUAACAAUCUUUAAAUUAUACCUUUCAGCUCCAAAUAAAGUGUGAAGAUCAAAAGCUAAAUGGAAGAAUGUUUUACAGGCAACAAAUCAUUAACAAAACCAACAUCGCCGCAAAAAGUGUUUUAAAAUCUUGCAUUGUUGUUUUUCUAUCCACAGAAAAGGAAAUUACCGGCAGCUUUUUUCAGUUUUUACUCGUGAAAUGAAAGACGUUUUUAUGACACGUUUUACAUGUUGCAUUUUUCAUUUUGUUAGGAGCACAAAUUAAUAAUUAUGUUUUGACUACAGCGAUUUAUCUAAAUAUCCCUUACUUAACCUUUAACUUGACUUCCUAUAGUUUCCAAACUUAAGAAUAUACAUGAAGUCCUUAUUGUUAUUUGGUUUUGUGGCAUGGCUGAUAGUGUAAAUAUAUAGCACGAAGAGCUGCCAAGAAGAACCGUUCAUAUAGCUGCAACGACAUUCCAUAGACUUCGAAUUCAGUAAUGCGAAGACCAUCUCGCGGAACGGUUGUUGUCUGGGCCGGCGUGGAAUGAAUAGCUUAGUCCCCUGGAUGUCAAGAGCAUUGAUGUGUCAAGACCGUGAAAUAUUAUACCUAUCACAUCAUCAUUUAAUCAAUUGAUUUCUUUUCUCUUCCGUUACAGAUGAGGCUGCUAUGGCAAAAUAUCGUGCUGGAUUCAACGAAUGUGCCACCAAAGUGUCUCAAUUUCUUAUAACAGCCGACAGUAUCAGUGUUCCAGUUCGCACUCAGCUUUUAUCACACUUGGCAUCCUCCUGCCAGAAUCCCAAAGAACAUCAUCACCAACCCCCCAGCGAGGUGCUUCUCACUCGUCAACCGCAAAACCACACACCGCUGUCGAGUUUUCCCGCCAUUUCCCCAGCAGCCGGCGCGGCGAACGUAGCGCUGACAGACAACAAUUUAUGCGCCACGAGUAAGUUCCCAUCGCCGCCGUCAUCGCCUCUUCAUAACCAAGAAAGAAAACUCCUGCCUUUUCCACCCACGAUGCCGUCCUCGAUGCCUCCGUUUGUUCUCAGCAAUGGAAUCCCAGCGCUUAUCCUUUCAAAUGAUGCCGUACAACUUGUGCCCUUCACACUACCAAACACCUCGACAAACUUCGACUCAUCGGUGUGGAGACCAUGGUAA